AGUAAUGCACUUCACUGGCUUUUAGUGUGUGCUCCACUAUGGACCGUAGACGGGAUGCCCGGCACUGCAGGAAUCCCUUCAUGCUCCGGAAUGACAGAUGACAGAAGCACUAUGCUGUACAUCCUGGAAGAACCUCAGAUGCGCGGAGAAGGCGAGAGGCUUCAAACGUUCCAGACCUGGCCAACAGAUGCUCCUGUCACAUCUGGAGACCUCGCCAAGGCGGGAUUCUUCUUUUUAGGCCAAGGAGACAAAGUCCAGUGUUUCUGCUGCGGUGGGGUUUUAAGAUGUUGGGUACACGGAGACAGUCCCACGGCCGAGCACAAGAGACAUUUCCCCACCUGCAGCUUCAUACUGGGACGAGCUGUGGGGAACAUUCCGCUGCGAGCUGGCUCCUCGGACUCUGUGGACGGGCAACUUUUGAGCCAACUCCAGAGGAUGACUAUGGACGACCAGGGGACGGCAGGACAGGCGGUCUACCCCGAGAUGGAAGCAGAGGAUUCCCGGCUCACAACCUUCCACAACUGGCCCACAGAGGCUUCAGUCCAGCCGGAUCUUCUUGCCAGGGCUGGAUUUUUCUACACAGGUCACGGCGACAAUGUCAAGUGCUUCUACUGCGAUGGAGGACUGAGGAACUGGGAGCUGGGAGACGACCCUUGGCAGGAGCACGCCAAGUGGUUCCCACGUUGUGAGUUUUUAAUUCAGUCAAGAGGGCAGGAAUAUAUCAGAAACAUCCAGGAUGCUCAUUUCCAUCUGGGUGAGACUGUGCCUGUGGGUGGCUCACAAAUGUCCACAGGCAGAGAAAUUGGCUCCAGAAAUGAUGUGGUUGGCAGUUUGUCAGCGUCGUCAGCUAUGCUCUCCCCCGUGGUGCAGACGGUGCUCCAGAUGGGUUUUGAAGCCAGCCUGGUAGAGAGUCUAGUCCAGACCAAGUACCUUUUGACAGGCCAACACUACUCUCACGUCUCUGACCUGGUCAGCGAUGUGCUGCAGGCGGAGGAGGAGGACAGGCAGAGAAGACCACAAAGUAGAGAGCACGAUGACGGACAAGGCCCUAGUGCUGGAACUGUGAGGACCCGAAAACCCCUGAGAGACAAAGCUCCCACUGGGAGGGAACCCAGCCCCGAGGAGCUUCUGAGGCAGCUGCAGGAGGAGAGGACGUGCAAAGUGUGCAUGGACAAGCUGGUGUCCAUCGUCUUCAUCCCCUGUGGUCACCUGGUGGUGUGUGGCGACUGUGCUGCCAGCCUGCGCCACUGUCCCAUCUGCAGGGCCGUCAUCAGAGGCAGCGUCCGUGCCUUCAUGUCCUGAGAGUGCGGCACGAGAGACUUUGACUUUUCCUCUUGAGGUUUUCCUUUGCAGGUUGCUUAUUGAAUAUUAUCAACACUAAACAUUUCAACGGUUUGCACUGUGAUUGUUAAUGCAGAUUUGUUUGUUUUUUUACACCGAUUUCUACUAAAAGACACGAGAGCACUGAAAGAGAACUAUGGUUUAUUAAGCACAGCUCUGGAGAAGGAAUACAGUCAGAUCACAUUAGGUAUAAGGAACACUGGGCACAAAAUGGAGGUGAAAAUAGAAAACACUUUAUAUACAAAGAGAGAGAAAUAUCUACAUAGAUGUGCCAUGGUUUUCAGUGGCCACUAGCAAACAGGACAGUUUUAAACUACUGCAAUUCCAGUCACAAUGUGGGACGCUACAUUAGAACAAGAUGUAAAACCAUGUACUGUAUUUGGUAACACUUUAGUAUGGGGAACACAUAUUCACCAUUAAUUAGUUGCUUAUUAACAUGCAAAUUAGUAACAUAUUGGCUCUUUAUUAGUCAUUAUUAAGUACUUAUUAAUGCCUUAUUCCGUAUGGCUUUAUUAUACAACCAGUAAGCCAUCAACUAAGAGUCUUUCCUCAAUAACCUCAGAAUUAUUGCUUAUUAGUAACCCUAACCGUAACCCUAACCCUUAUAUGUUCCCCUAGUGUCCAAAUAACUCUAAAAUAAGUCUUUGUUACUUUAAUAAGCAACUAAUUAAUGGUGAAUAUGUUCCCCGUACUAAAGUGUUACCCUGUAUUUAAUACUGAGUAUGACACACACAUCAGUUUGCCAAGUGUGCACAAUAGGUGUGACCAGUCCCUUCCAAUGGAGUUCACUGUACAGUCGUCCCUCGCCACAUCACGCUUCAAACAUUUUAGUAAACAUAUUCUACUACUUUAAAAUGGCCUAAAUUAGGCAUUUCCUAGCAUACACAAUGGCAAAAAACAACUAAAAUAUCCAUACUACAUUAGUUUUGGCCACUAGAGCACUGGUCCCCAACCUUUUUUGCACCUCGGACCGGUUUAAUGUAGGCAUUAUUUUCACGGACCGGCUUUCCACGUGUGGCAGAUAAACACAGCAAAAAUAAAUGCAUGAAAAAUACAACUCACUAUAACGCUGAAUUAGUGGAAGCCCUGGGCUUGUUUCCUUGCAAUGAGAUGCAGAUGGAAAUCAGCCUUUGGCGAGAAUCUGUCACAUUUAUAUUUUAUAUGUUCAUUAAUGUGAAUUGUAUCACAAAGUUAUAACAAAUAUAACAAAUGGCAACACAUGGUUUUAUUGUACAUCUAUAAAUAACUAUUGGUGUGUCUAGUGCAGUGGUCGGCAACCCGCGGCUCCGGAGCCGCAUGCGGCUCUUUGAUCACUCUGAUGCGGCUCAGCUGCAUACUUGCCAACCCUCCUGAUUUUCCCGGGAGAUUUCCGGAUUUCGAUUCCCCUAGCAGAAAACUCCCGGGAUUAAUAUUCUCCGAUUUUCUCCCUAACAAUAAUAAUAAGGGCGUGCCAUGAUGGUACAGCAUUUAGCGCCCUCUACAAUCUGUACCAACAGCGUGCCAGCCUAGCCUUUUAUUGUAUGCAUCAAGUGACAGCAAGGCAUAC
Molecule: messenger RNA, 2887 nt
Organism: Nerophis lumbriciformis (worm pipefish)
Lineage: Eukaryota; Metazoa; Chordata; Actinopteri; Syngnathiformes; Syngnathidae
Gene: birc7
Product: baculoviral IAP repeat containing 7
Biological process (GO): regulation of cell cycle; positive regulation of protein ubiquitination; negative regulation of apoptotic process
Cellular component (GO): nucleus; cytoplasm
Molecular function (GO): ubiquitin protein ligase activity; cysteine-type endopeptidase inhibitor activity involved in apoptotic process
Source: RefSeq, a predicted model, not a curated record